Molecule: messenger RNA, 771 nt
Organism: Funneliformis mosseae
Lineage: Eukaryota; Fungi; Glomeromycota; Glomeromycetes; Glomerales; Glomeraceae
Source: the annotation of a GenBank genome assembly
AUGUAUGGAUAUGGCACUUUUCUGGAACUAUCGAACAAGGCUGAUACCCUAAUUCAACUUGUAACACAUUUUAAUGAUUACUCGGAAUACAGUUAUGAAGAUGGUCACCUACAAGAGAUAAUUUCAAAAUUUUACAAUUUAAAAACAUUAAAAAUUUAUCCUUCUUGUUAUGGUCCAUUUGAUUAUAAAUAUCAUAACCUUGAGGUGCUUCAAAUAGGUUAUAUUUUGAUUGACACAAUUACCUGUAUAAUUAAGAGCAGCGGAGGUCGUCUCAGGAAAAUUUUAAUCAAUGAAUAUGAUAUUUAUGAGGACAAGUUUUAUGAAAACACUCUAAUCCUUAUUCGGACAAUUUAUGAGAAUUGUCCUCUAGUUGAAUAUUUGUCCCUCAUAUUUUCACCAUCAAAUCAACAUUUUUCCGAAUUUGAAAUAUUAUUACAAACUUGUCAAAGAUUAAAAGUGUUAUUAUUAGAAACCGAAAGUUUAUGUGCAAAAAAGAGGUUUAUGUCUGGGGAAAAAUUAUCACAUGCAUUGGUUAGGUCUGCACCAAAAAGUCUGAGAGAAAUUGGAAUUUUUUAUCAAUUUAAAUUUUCACCUAAAACUCUAGAGGAAUUUUCAGAGGGUUGGAAAGGUCGACCUGCAAUUACUAUCCUUGCACCAGAUCAUGAUUAUAAAGAAGAAAAAUAUACGAAAAUUAUUGAUAAAUAUAAGGUUGAUGGUGUGAUUAAGAAUUUCUUGUGUGGGUUUUUAAUAGAUUUUAUUUUCGAUUAUUGA